Odobenus rosmarus divergens (Pacific walrus) is the source of this 1599-nucleotide messenger RNA. It is a transcript of the gene LYL1, whose product is annotated as lymphoblastic leukemia derived sequence 1. Gene Ontology annotation, molecular function: DNA-binding transcription factor activity, RNA polymerase II-specific; RNA polymerase II cis-regulatory region sequence-specific DNA binding; protein dimerization activity. NCBI's taxonomy places the organism in Eukaryota, Metazoa, Chordata, Mammalia, Carnivora, Odobenidae. Gene Ontology annotation, biological process: regulation of transcription by RNA polymerase II. Bases 650 to 1489 code for a protein of 279 amino acids. The record is from RefSeq and is a predicted model, not a curated record. The transcript has 4 exons.
GGGGCUGUUCAAAGCCCGAGGCGAAACCCAAGCGAUACUGGCGGCCGCUCCUUCCCUGCCUCGGUUUCCCCUCUGCGGGCAUCCGGGUACCUCACUCCCAGCUGUGCACUGGGUCGGGGUCCUCAGAGGCCCCGGGGCCACUCCAGGGCCUGAGGGGACGGAAGGUGAGGCCCGAGGGGUGACGGCUCCGUCCGUCGCCGGCCGGGGGCGGGGCUGUGAGGCCCGCGCUCGGAGAUCCCCGCCCGCCGGUUUCCUCCGGGGUCAGCCCGGCUCCUUAUCAGGCGCGGCCAGUCGGCCAGGCUCUUAUCUGUGCCGGUCCAGCAUCCUCCGGCGCGGCCGGGGGUGAGAGGGAGGAAACUGGGCCGCCGGGGGCGGGGAGAGGGCGGGCCGGCCAGGAGCAGCUCACUUUCCCUCGAGGGAUCCACGCUGCCGUCGCGGCGGCCUUCGGGAGCCCGGGAAGAGGCUCGGCCCCGACGCCGCUGCCGGGAGGGGGCGGCAAGCUCCCAGCGGCCCUGAACGCAGAGGCCGGACCGGAUUGGGGCCACGGAGCCUGGCCUGAAACCCAACCGCAUCCUGGCCCUGAAGGACAGAGCUAGGGCACUCACCAAACAGCAGGACCAGCGCCGGGGUGAGCACCCCCUUGGGGUCCAUGUGCCCACCCCAGGCCCAGGCAGAGGUGGGCCCCACCAUGACUGAGAAGGCCGAAAUGGUGUGUGCCCCCAGCCCAGCACCCGCUCUGCCCCCCAAGCCUGCCUCGCCUGGGCCCCCGAAGGUGAAGGAGAUGGGCCACCAAGGCUCCUCACCCCCUAGGCUGCCUCCUGGCGUGCCAGUGAUCAGCCUGGGCCACACCAGGCCCCCAGGGGCAACCAUGGCCACCACGGAGCUGAGCGCCCUGCGGCCCCCGCUGCUACCACUCUCUACCCUGGGAACUGUCCCACCACCCCUGGCCCUGCAUUAUCACCCUCACCCCUUCCUUAACAGCCUCUACAUUGGGCCGGCAGGACCUUUUGGCAUCUUCCCUAGCAGCCGGCUGAAGCGGAGACCAAGCCACUGUGAGCUGGAGCUGGCUGAGGGGCACCAGCCCCAGAAGGUGGCCCGGCGUGUGUUCACCAACAGCCGGGAGCGCUGGCGGCAGCAGAACGUGAAUGGCGCCUUCGCAGAGCUCAGGAAGUUGCUGCCAACGCACCCGCCCGACCGGAAGCUGAGCAAGAACGAGGUGCUCCGCCUGGCCAUGAAAUACAUUGGCUUCCUGGUGCGGCUGCUGCGCGAUCAGGCAGCCGCUCUGGCCGCAGGCCCCGCCCCGUCCGGGCCCCGCAAACGGCCCGCGCACCGGGGCCCCCACGACGCCGCCCGCCGCGGGCCUUGUCGCAGGGCCGAGGCAGUAGUGCGCUCGCAGCCCGCGCCCUCGGCCGGCCCCGACGGCAGCCCCGAUGGGGCGGCCCGGCCCAUCAAGACGGAACGAGCGGCCGUGAGCCCUGAGGUGCGGUGACCUCCGCAGCGUUGCCUCUGAGCCGAGGGGCACCGGGAACUCUGCCCAGGGCGGUCGAUGCCCUGCGCCUGCCCUGGAGCGAACUCCCCCCGAAGAGGGACCAGUGAGGA